This is a messenger RNA of Mizuhopecten yessoensis (Yesso scallop), 2919 nucleotides long. RefSeq lists its product as uncharacterized. The record is from RefSeq and is a predicted model, not a curated record. The coding region runs from base 152 to 460 and encodes 102 amino acids. Lineage: Eukaryota; Metazoa; Mollusca; Bivalvia; Pectinida; Pectinidae. The transcript is spliced from 5 exons.
UACUGGUAUCGUUUCGUAAGAUUACGUGACAUUUGAAUGGUGUAGUGUAAGGUUGUAUUUUUGUUGAGGAGACGCCUGAUACGUGUAUAACAUUUCCGCUGUGUACUUCUGUGUGGUGUCGGGGUUUGAUUCAACCUUCCUGAAACAAAUAAUGGAGAGAUCACAAGAAUGCGACGACUUCCUGAACCUGGAUAACGAGGCGAAGGUGUCCUCAUUGAUCCUGUUGGUACUUAUCACAAUCCACUUAGGUCUGUCAGAGCACGCGAUCAUACCACAUCACCCCUCCACACCCACCUGUUCGAUGAGCUCCCAUAUGACCUGCGACUACGAUUUCCAAGCUGAGUAUUUCUACACCCUAACCAAAGCCUGUCAAAACUGUACUAACAACGUCACAGACUGCUACAGACCGGGUUAUAUUUCAGCUGGCGGCAAUAUGUACCCCAAAAGGUUCUGUGGGUGAACAUGAGCUCCCUGGAUCAUAUGUACACGUACAGAAGCCCAUUGUAUUGUCUGCGACAAUGAAUUAUAUGUGAACGCUACAUGAUAUAAGGAGUUCAAUGUUGAUCGGAGACGACGUUGCAGAUACCUUACUCUUCAAUUCAGUUCAGGUCUUCAACAGCGACGGAAAUCCUUUCCAUCCAUCAGUAUAUAGCUACAUAGAAACUGUGGUAGGAAAAACACUGACCAUCUCUGCCGUGAAAGAACUCUCAGCAAACAAGGCCUGUGGGUGUACAUUGUAUGUUCUAUGCAUUUCCAUGCGUUUCGUUGUGUGUUUGGUAUUUCGUUCCCAUGAUGUGACAGUAUCGGAGCAUAUGUUAAGCGUUUAUUCUGAUGGAACACUAAUAUGCUAGCAUACCGUCUAAUAUCCAUAACACAUUCUACAACCAACCAAAUGAGUGUCUGGCUAGAGGACAGUAAACAUUCGCAACAUAUAUAAAAACUCAUAUCUGAGAGCUGAAGCCUUGGAUUUCAAAGAUGUUUCGGUGGUCGAAAAUAUUUCCCGUUGGAUAUGUGGAAUGCGCUCUAUUGGCUGUGUGAUCAUAAAUUAUCCUUCCGUGAAAUUAUUAUACACAGUUGAAACCAAUAUCCCUAUGGGUGUAGACUUACUGUCGACUUGUGUUGGCGUCGACACAGUUGUUGGUUUGGGCACCUUCUUCUUUUAUCAGUACUUACUUACAAUACUAGCAUAUACCUGCACUUGGCUAGGGAUGGCUCACACACCUUGCAUCUUUUCUGUGAAUACACGUAUCCCGUUCCAAGUUGACAUACUUAAACUUCUGACGCAUUCUAGGCCUAAAUGAAUAUUUAUGAAAAUGUUGAAAUGUCAAAAAGAGAAAACACAGUUGUACCGUAUUACUCAGUAACGGGAAAUUACUUCUGAGGUUUGAUGAAAGUAGAGCAGAUAGUCAGUUUUAAGAUACAGAUGAAGCAACGGUAAGAUACAUGGUUGUUUUAGUACACUUUGCUAUACACACGAAGGUAUUCGCGUAACUAGACAAUUCAUAUCAUUGUUGUAAGGAAAUCUUACAAGAGAAUAGCAACAAAUGUUAGAAUGGCGCUACCCAUUGAAAGUGGCGUUCGGCUUUGUUGUCAAACGUGUUGGCAUUAGAACCUGCGUCAUAUAUUAAGCUACGAAUUCCUGCACUUUUAUCACAUCUAUUAAUAUUUUCGCUUUUCUAUUUUGCUUGAACAAUAAACAUGUGAUUCAAAAUGUAAUGUGUUCCCGUUUAACAUAAUGUAUUUUUCCUUCGUAGGACACAAUAUGCACAACUCGUGAAAAUAUCUGUUCUCUGCCACGCUCCUGAAGUAAAUGUGGUAUCCAACGGAAAACUAUUUAACCCUUUCACCCCUAUAAAGGGUUAAAUGUCAUCAUUAUGUCUUGUUUCCCGAUACCGUAAAAAUGAAUUACAUAGGAAUUGCUCCCCUUCACCCAUAUUUCCACCCAUUGAAAGCCCUUCCUUUAACCACCACAAAUUCGUUUUAAACUAAUCAUACAUAUUGUCAGUGCUUCUUUAUUACUUGCCGAGUUUGUACAAAUUUAUUGCUAGCCGAGUUUGUACAAAUUUAUUACUUGCCGAGUUUGUACAAAUUUAUUACUUGCCGAGUUUGUACAAAUUUAUUGCUCGCCGAGUUUGUACAAAUUUAUUACUUGCCGAGUUUGUACAAAUUUAUUACUUGACGAGUUUGUACAAAUUUAUUACUUGCUGAGUUUGUACACAUUUAUUACUUGCCCAGUUUGUACAAAUUUAUUACUUGCCGAGUUUGUACAAAUUUAUUACUUGCCGAGUUUGUACAAAUGUAAUACUUGCCGAGUGUGUACACAUUUAUUACUCGCAGAGUUUGUACAAAUUUAUUACUUGCUGAUUUUGUACAAAUGAAUUUGACCUUUGCUUUUGUACUAUGUAAAUAUUAGCCAACUUUUCGCGCAGAAACUUCUGACCAGUCAGAGUGCAGUGUGCUUAUAAGUUACGAGCGAAUUUUGCUCAACAUCAUACUUAGCCUUUCUCUUUGUAGCAUAUAAAUGUUGACCAAGUUUCACAGGAAACCGGUCAUACAGUUGCGUUUUUCAUUAAGUUAUUGUGCAUAAAUAAUUGACUUAUAAGAGCAUACUAUGACACACAAGGUUUGCUCAAUUUUGAACUCUGCCUUUAUUGUAUUUGAUUUCAGAAUUGGUCGAUGUCAUCAAAAUCUUGUCAUAUUUGAUAAAUGUAUUGUUUGGAAACAAUUGACCAAAUCAGAGACCAGUAUGUCCAGAUUUAAGCUCGAUUUUGAGCUUAGCAUUUGUCUUUGAAUAUUAUUCAUGCUUACCAUGUUUCAUCAAAAUAAACUGAUGUUUAAGCAUUUUCUUCAGUUUUCUUGAGUGGUUCUGCCCUAGGUACUAAUGAGUGUCUGGAUUCGCCAUCUAAGUGGGCUUUUUUG